This is a messenger RNA of Caenorhabditis remanei, 1269 nucleotides long. RefSeq lists its product as uncharacterized. Bases 1 to 1269 code for a protein of 422 amino acids. The record is from RefSeq and is a predicted model, not a curated record. The transcript has 3 exons. Lineage: Eukaryota; Metazoa; Nematoda; Chromadorea; Rhabditida; Rhabditidae.
AUGCAUAGGAAUCUGCUGUCAUAUCAAUGCUUGAAAGCAGUGUUGGACCACAUGGAUGCUAAUAAGAGAUUCCAACUAGCCAUCCGAAUCCCCUCUAUCCGCUCCGCCGACAGAGCCUCACCUCUUAGAAUCCGGAAACUCGCAUUCGACUCAUUCGGACUGCAAUGUGAUUCUGAAGCUUAUCAGAUAGGAAUCUACCGGAAAUACCUAGGAGUCACCACACCAAAAAUAGUUGAUGAAGAGAACUCUAAAGGCGGUGUACAGUAUGAUUUCAAUCAGUUUGGUUUCCGAGACCGUACAUCUCAGAGUACAGUUACACCUGGAGAUGUGGUUAUUGGAGAGCUAGAUGUGAGUACACAAGAAGAGCACACCAACGAGCAAAUGAGAGAAUUAGAGCGUUAUUUGGAUUAUUACAAAAGAAGCUUGGCCCUAUUAAGUCAGUCAUCGAUCCAACGUACUCCAUUUCAAGUAGAAAUUGAGAAGACGGAACUCUCUCUAGAGCCUUUUAUCUGCCGUCGUGACAACACUACAACGAAAUACGAAUCCUUCAUUCAACUCACUACACAUACUUAUCCAAUUGAACGAGUCAGGUACACGAAGAAGCUGUAUGAAGCUAUGAAGUACUUGUGUACCCUUAUCUUUGGAGAUCGACGAUAUGCUAUCCGUGUUAAGAGACUGGAAAUUGUCCAAGACCCCAUGAUAAUAAGACUUCCUGUAAAUUUGAGCUUCAAGGUGGAAGUUGUCAAGAUUGGAUUCGUUGACGGAAUAAAAAUACUCAACGCUUUGACUCCGAUUAUGAAAGAUUGGAAUGUAGAAUGCCUGGAAUGUAAUUGGAUUGACAACCUUGAUGAUAUCAAUCACCCGGCGUUUCUGAAUAUCAAGACCCUGGUUAUCUCGAACAUCUCAUAUUUAUCCCCAUGGCUCACUAUCUUCAAAAAGUUGCAAAAUCGUAAGAUUCUCUUCAAACAUGCAUAUGCAGUGUUUGAAACUAAGUAUUACAUUCACUUGAUAAAAUACUGGCAAACAAUUGGGCGUGAUAUAGGAAAAAUCUUCUCAUUUUGUGUUACGCAGAAACAGAGAUUGGAAGUGAAGGAAGUGAUCAAGGAGGAACUUGGCGGAAUCGAGAUGGAGAAUGGAACCAUAAACGUAUCAAUGAACAGCUACUCCUCAAUUGAGAUCAGUGUGAACGAGAAUUCAGAUACCGAGCAGACCGAACAACAUAUGGGAGAAUUCACAGUGAAAAUGGAAAUUGUGAAACGGGAUGAAUAA